AUGGAUUGGACUCAGCUUGUUUCUAUAUCACUCUUCUUUAUUCUUCUGACUGUAUUCCUUUUGAAAACGAACAGUUCAUGGAAUAGCAACUCCCAAAACCUUCCACCAAGACCAAGAAUUUUACCCUUUAUUGGAAAUCUCCACAUUAUGGAUAUGAAAAGACCACACAGAACAAUGUUAGAGUUGUCAAAAGUAUAUGGCCCAGUCUUCAGGAUUCAACUGGGAUUCCAGAAAAUGGUGGUAUUGGCUGGAUAUAAAACAGUGAAGGAAGCUCUUGUGAAUCAUGCUGAUGCAUUUGCAGAGAGGCCAAAAAUCCAGCUUUCUGAUGAAAUUAGUGAGGGCUUUGGUAUCCUUUUUUCUCAUGGGGAGAAUUGGAAAGUGAUGCGCCGCUUCACCUUAUCUGCAUUACGGGACUAUGGAAUGGGCAAGAAGACUAUAGAGGAUAAAAUAAGUGAAGAGUGCAGGGUCCUGAUAAAGGCAUUUGAAUCUUAUGAAGGACAACCAUUUGAGAAUACAACAAUUAUGAAUUCCGCUGUUGGCAAUAUCAUAGUGUCCAUUAUACUUGGCAAGCGAUAUCAGUAUGAAGAUCCCACAUUUCAAAGAUUAAUAAAGUUAGUUAAUGAAAAUGUCCAGCUUGCAGGAAGCCCUCCUGUCUUGCUCUAUAAUAUGUUCCCCAUGUUUGGCUUUCUCUUUGGUGUACGCACCAUACUUCUGAAUAACAAAAAGGAAUUGUUUGGUUUCAUAAAGACCACUUUCAUAGAACACCUCAAAGCUCUGGAUGAAAAUGACCAGAGGAGCUUUAUUGAUUCAUUUCUUGUCCGACAGGCAGAGGAAAAGAAAAACAAAGCAGAAAGCUAUUUUCAUAAUGAAAACCUAACUGUUGUUGUGAAUAACCUAUUUGCUGCUGGCAUGGACACAACUUCAACCACAUUGCGCUGGGCCAUGCUACUGAUGAUGAAAUAUCCUGACAUUCAGAAUAAGGUAUAUGAAGAAAUUUCAAGAAUCAUUGGGUCUGCUCAGCCAAGGAUUGAACAUCGAACAAAGAUGCCCUACACCGAUGCAGUUAUCCAUGAAGUUCAAAGGUUUGCUGAUAUUGUUCCAGCAAAUGUUGCACGAGCAACUACAGUGGAUAUAACUUUCAAAGGCUUUUUCAUUCCGAAGGGUACACACAUAGUUCCAUUGCUGACUUCUGUGCUGCAUGAUGAAUCCGAGUGGGAGAAGCCUCAUGACUUCUAUCCUGAGCAUUUUCUUGACUCUGAAGGAAAAUUUGUGAAAAGGGAUGCAUUCAUGCCAUUUUCCGCAGGUCGGAGAAUCUGCUUGGGUGAGACCCUUGCCAAAAUGGAGCUCUUCCUGUUCUUUACGAGCCUCCUACAAAGAUUCACUUUCCAACCACCCUGUGGAAUAUCAAAAGAAGACCUGGAUUUGACACCAGCAAUUGGGUUUACAGCUCCCCCCAUGCCUUAUAAGUGUUGUGCGCUGCCUCGUUCAUAAGAUGAAUCACAAUUCAGUUUCUAGAUUCCUUCAUUUCCAUAUGUGCAUUUCUGAUGUUUUUCAAUCUUCUCUACUAAUUAUGUUUGGUGUAGUCUCUUGGUGGAAAUAGGCUAUGAUUCCUCAUACAUUUUAAAACUUACCUGCUGCUUUCGAAGCAUAAUAAAAGUGGAACUGAGAUAAAAGCUAGCUUAAAAAUGGAGUUCAAUUCUUGUGACAUUCUCUGUAUAAUAA
This is a messenger RNA of Protobothrops mucrosquamatus (brown spotted pit viper), 1722 nucleotides long. Its product is annotated as cytochrome P450 2K6-like. Gene Ontology annotation, biological process: xenobiotic metabolic process. The transcript is spliced from 9 exons. Gene Ontology annotation, molecular function: oxidoreductase activity, acting on paired donors, with incorporation or reduction of molecular oxygen, reduced flavin or flavoprotein as one donor, and incorporation of one atom of oxygen; heme binding; iron ion binding. Gene Ontology annotation, cellular component: cytoplasm; intracellular membrane-bounded organelle. Bases 1 to 1491 code for a protein of 496 amino acids. The record is from RefSeq and is a predicted model, not a curated record. NCBI's taxonomy places the organism in Eukaryota, Metazoa, Chordata, Lepidosauria, Squamata, Viperidae.